AGUUGCUGCUUCUUGUCACACAUGCGGACCAACAGGGUGGAUGGCACAGAGGCACAGAAGUGACACCGACGCGAGCAGAGUGAAGAGGAGACAACCGGAGUUGAUCCACGGCGGAUGGGAGAAGUCCACGCAGGAGGAGAAAAAGGAGGAGAAGCGCGCGUGGAAAAGAUGAAGAUGAAAACCACGGGAGGCAAAAGUCUCCCACCACCGGCAUCUCCGAUACCCAAUCUUUAGGACGCACGGAGAGUUGAAUUUGGACCGGUUGAGAAAGUUUUGCCACGGUGUACAAUGUUUAUGAAUGAGACUCAACUGAACAGCUCCUCGCGAGACCCCACUGACACCGUCCUGAACCGGCCGCCGUGGGUUACAACUACUUUGGGGUGCUUUCUCAUCUUCACCAUCGUCGUUGACAUCCUGGGCAACCUCUUGGUCAUCUUCUCCGUGUAUCGCAACAAGAAGCUAAGGAAUGCAGGGAACAUCUUUGUGGUGAGCUUGGCAGUGGCAGACCUUGUGGUGGCCAUCUACCCGUACCCUCUGGUCCUCACCUCCAUCUUCAACAAUGGCUGGAACCUUGGUUACGUUCACUGCCAGAUCAGCGGCUUCCUCAUGGGCAUCAGUGUCAUCGGCUCAAUCUUCAACAUCACCGGCAUUGCCAUCAAUCGCUACUGCUAUAUCUGCCACAGCCUCAAGUACGAUAAACUGUACAGUGACAAAAACUCUGUCUGUUAUGUAAUGAUAAUCUGGGCACUGACUGUGGUGGCCAUCGUGCCGAACCUGUUUGUGGGUUCACUUCAGUACGACCCACGGGUUUAUUCCUGCACAUUUGAGCAGUCGGCUAGCUCAGCGUACACUAUCGCAGUGGUAUUCUUUCACUUCAUUUUACCCAUCAUGAUUGUCACAUACUGCUACCUACGCAUUUGGAUACUUGUCAUACAGGUUAGGAGACGGGUGAAGCCGGACAAUCGUCCCAAGCUAACGCCACACGACGUUAGAAACUUUGUCACAAUGUUUGUCGUGUUUGUGCUUUUUGCUGUUUGCUGGGCCCCGCUCAACUUCAUCGGUCUGGCCGUAGCGAUCAAACCAGAGGUGGUAGUUCCCCUCAUCCCGGAGUGGCUAUUUGUGGCCAGCUACUUCAUGGCCUACUUCAACAGCUGCCUUAAUGCUAUUGUGUAUGGCGUGCUGAACCAGAACUUCCGGCGUGAGUACAAGCGCAUUGUUGUGUCAGUGUGCACGGCACGGAUCUUCUUCCAGGACAGCUCCAAUGAGGCAGUGGAGAGGUUCAAGAGUAAACCAUCACCACUCAUGACCAACAAUAACCAAGUCAAGGUGGACUCGGUCUGAUCUAGCAGAUGAAAACUGAGUGGACACAAAAAGAUAUUCUGUGACUGAGAGUAAAAAAGUAAGGAGAAAAAAAGGCAGCGAGAGAAACAUACCAAAUAUAAAUAUAGAACAGCUUGUAUGUAUGGUGCUAUUGGACCUCUGAACAAUCACAGUAAAUACGGGGGUGUUUAUCUUUGUCUUCUACACUUAUGGUUGACUCUGCAGUACGUGUAGUACAGUAAAUAUAUGAUGUACGUUUUGUUUUUCAUGUUUACAGUGAUGAUAUAAACGUAUCAUGCAUCACAAGUAUUUAUUUUGUAUGAAAUGUCGUCUAGAUAUAUAUUGUCAGACAUAUCUGGUUACAAUACAUACAAAGCUGUUUUUUUUUCAGGCAAAUAAAGACAUUGUACGAAACUUGAAAAUAUAACCAGAAGUUUAUAAAUAAAGUUAACAAAUUUUAAUAACCUCAUUUUUGACAACGUAACACUAAUUGAGUGCAAGCGAUUUGGGUUGCUGCUGUCUUAUUAUACCCUGCAAUACAUUAAAUGGAACAUAUAUUUUGGUCUCUCUUUCUCUUUCUCCCUCUAUCUCUCUCUCUGCAACCCUGUGAGGUCAUUAUACUGUAUGCAUGGAUAUGCAGGAAUUAAUAAAAUGCUAAAUAAAAUCUGAUAU
Eleginops maclovinus (Patagonian blennie) is the source of this 1992-nucleotide messenger RNA. RefSeq names its product melatonin receptor 1A a (gene mtnr1aa). The transcript has 2 exons. Bases 289 to 1341 code for a protein of 350 amino acids. Gene Ontology annotation, biological process: G protein-coupled receptor signaling pathway. The record is from RefSeq and is a predicted model, not a curated record. Gene Ontology annotation, molecular function: melatonin receptor activity. Gene Ontology annotation, cellular component: plasma membrane. NCBI's taxonomy places the organism in Eukaryota, Metazoa, Chordata, Actinopteri, Perciformes, Eleginopidae.